AUGCCUCCCCAGAGGCGCGGAGCUCCCAGCUCCUCCUCGGCAGGUCCCAAGCGUGCGCGCCCCUCCAAACUCGCCAAAGAGAACAAUAUCAGUGCCGAAGAAGAGAACGAAAUAAAGGAGGUAUUCCAUCUGUUCGCUGAUAAGCACAAGGACUUCCCUGCAGAGAAAGAGGGUGUCAUCCCACGAGAAGAUGUACGCAAAGCACUAGUAGCCCUUGGCCUUCCCCCAGAAGACUCAACCGAACUAUCCGAGAUUCUCUCCGCCCUCGACCCUACCAGCGCAGGCUACAUCCCCUAUAGCCCGUUUGUCUCCGUUGCAGCCGCCAAAUUGCGGUCGCGCGAUGAUGAUGCCAUGGCGGAGGAGGUAGAUCAUGCGUAUCAGCUUUUCACGCGCGGGACAAACGGGCCGAUAUCGUUGAAAGACCUACGGCGCAUUGCGCGCGAGCUGAAGGAGGACUCGGUAGAUGAUGAUCUGCUUAAGGAUAUGAUCGCUGAGGCUAAUGGGGGCGCGGGCUUGAGUGCGGGUGUUACACUAGAGCAGUUCCAUGAUGUCAUGAUGCGCGCGGGGGUUUUCUAG
This is a messenger RNA of Penicillium odoratum, 576 nucleotides long. RefSeq names its product EF-hand superfamily Ca2+-modulated protein. Bases 1 to 576 code for a protein of 191 amino acids. The record is from RefSeq and is a predicted model, not a curated record. Lineage: Eukaryota; Fungi; Ascomycota; Eurotiomycetes; Eurotiales; Aspergillaceae. The transcript is spliced from 3 exons.